This is a messenger RNA of Drosophila eugracilis, 2539 nucleotides long. RefSeq lists its product as uncharacterized. The transcript is spliced from 2 exons. Lineage: Eukaryota; Metazoa; Arthropoda; Insecta; Diptera; Drosophilidae. The coding region runs from base 965 to 1621 and encodes 218 amino acids. The record is from RefSeq and is a predicted model, not a curated record.
UCAUUUACAAACUGACUGAGUCUCUAGGCCAGCAGGUUAAGAAGGGCAGUCACCCUUCCAUCCUAAACAUCGUAAUUCACCAUUAGAGAGAAAUUACGAAACGGACUUCUGUACCGAGACAGCAGCGAGGGAAACCUCCACUGUGAACUUAAAUACUUAGAGGGAAAUAACUAACCAGACUUCUGCACGGAGACAGCAGCGAGGGAACCUCUACAAUAAAACUAACUAAUUUACACACAUAUGCACUUAUGCGUUGGCGAUAGAUGAGCGGUUAGAAAAAAAUUCUGAAACCAAAUUAUAACAAAAAGGGAAUAUAUAUACAUAUAUGACGAAUAAUAAACACACUUAUAUAUACUCAAACGAAACAAUCAAUAUAAAACUAAUUUAUAUUGCUUUAUUUUUAGUAAAUGAAAACACAACAACACUACAUUACCGGUCUAUCACACAGCACCUAAUUGUGCUAAAACACAAUUCGCAAAAUCCGACUCAUUGUCCAAAAUAAACGGCGAGUAAGCCAUUAAGUUUGUAAACUAAUCUACUUUUAAGCCCCACACACACACACCCAAUCACAUAAUUUUAUAGAUAGAUAUACACAUACACCUUGAACACAGAGUAAUUAUAUUAAAAGUUCAGUACUCGGACACCCUUUCUAUUUAAUGUCGACAAUAAAGGGAAAACUGUUACCGAGCAUCAGGACUAGAGCUACGAGUAACUUGCCUAAGAACAGUACACCAAAUUCUAACGAAGACUUAUUACCUAGGGCACCUAGUGACACGUCUAAUAUGAACUCCUCCUCUAUUUCCCCACCUCCUAACCAGAACAUGACUAUCGACCGACCAGCCGACAUUUGGUCCCGGACCAAAUUAGGUUUUUGACGGUAAACCCGAGGAUCUUAACGAUUUCAUUUCCAAUGUAGAAGAGAUUCUACUGUUCAUCAGGGACUGAUCAGAUCCCCUACGGACAAAUGCUCCUCAGGGCAAUCAGGAACAAGAUUGAAGGGAAAGCCAACGACAUUCUGAAAGAAGUAGGAACUACUCAGAACUGGGGCGACAUUAAAGAAACAUUACUAGUUCACUGUACGGACAAGAGAGACGAGCCAACCUUAAUGUGCGAACUGCACGGUUUGGCUCAAAAGAACCUCUCUAUUCAAAACCUUUAUGACCAGAUUUCAACCUGCAAUGCAGCACUCCAUAGGUUAGCGGAAAACGAAGAGUCUGAACCAUUAUUGGUUAAGACUAAAAAACAAAUGUUUUCCAGUGCAAGUCUGCACGUAUUUUUGACGGGCCUUAGAGGUCCACUUGGAGGCACGAUUAGGUCUAUAAGACCAGAGAAUCUCAGAGAAGCUUACAGAUUACACAAUCAACAGGGAAAUAAUCGUUACAAAUUUAACCAACAGGGCAAUAAUCAGAACAGAAAUGGCCAACAGGGAUACAACAAUAGCAACCCUUUUAAUCAGAAGAAUCAUUCUAAUACCAGGGCAAUUCAAGGUCCUCCUACUCCCAAAAAACCGUCAGGAAACGCAAACUCACAUUUUACCGAACAACAACAAUACGAACUGCACAACAUUAACGAGGGAGCAAAUUUUCAAGGACCGGCCUCGAUCCACAAUCAGGGUACUUAAACAAAGAUAAAUAUGGCCCUAUACUUCCCUACGUAAUUAUCAAUUUGAAUAACAAACCUUUACGUUUUCUGGUAGACACAGUGUCCUCCGUCUCUUUUAUUAGCCCUGAUUUAAUCCCUAUAACAGAACACAUAGAAUUGACCAAUCCCGUCAUAAUAAAGACAGUUAUUAAUACACACAAACUCUACACAAAGGUCGAUGUUCCGCUAUUUAAAGAAUUCAAAGACCACCAACGCUUCUCCAUGAUUUUAUUUCACUUCCAUGAUUUCUUCCAUGGCUUGAUAGGCAUGGACAUACUCUGACCAAAUAACGCCGUUCUCAACCUGCCUGAAUCAAGUCUCCAAACUACACUAUGCAAAGAAACCCCGCUACCAAAGUUCACAUAAUCGAAGAAUUUUCUAAGGUCGUGUUAUUUUUACCUGUAAAUUUGCCUAACGGCACUUUCUUCUGUGAGGAUCUUCAAAUUAAAACAACUUGAUAAUUUCCGGUGGCCUUUAUGAAGCCAAAGAUAAUAAUAGCUUGAUGGAGGUGGUAAACUAUGCCGACCACAAACAGAACUUUGUACUAGAUUCACAUUUAAAAGUCGAUCAAUAUCAUAGAGAUCAAUUUUUAGAAUUUGAUCCUAAAACCAAAUCAAAGACAAUCCAACCACAAAAUGUAAAAGACGAAUCAAUGUGCAUUAAAUGUGAUCAUUUAAAUGCCGAAGAAGACUCUGCUCUAAGGAAGCUUUGAAAACCAAAAACGUUCUUUUACAAACCACAUUAAACUCCAAAUCAAAACCACUGACGACAUUCCUAUCUAUAAUAGGCCGUUUAGAUACAGUAGAGUCGAAAGUCAGGAAAUCCAAACGCAACUAAACAAAUUACUCGACCAAGACAUACUUAAGCAUAGCCAUAGCCCCUGGAGCGCUCCUAUAUU